This is a messenger RNA of Closterium sp. Naga37s-1, 1548 nucleotides long. Lineage: Eukaryota; Viridiplantae; Streptophyta; Zygnematophyceae; Desmidiales; Closteriaceae. The record is from the annotation of a GenBank genome assembly.
AUGACCCCGCCAGCGGAAACGCUAGCGAGCCCGCCGACAAGCCCGCGAGCACAUACGCCAGCACGCCUGCGAUUCCGCCAACAAGCCCGUCACCGGCCCGCCAACGCGCCAGCACCUUGCGCGCCGUCACCAGUCGUGUCCCCGUCCCCACCCCGCCCGUCUCCCGUACGCCACCCGCAUCUGCACGACCCGUCCCUGCCCCGCCUGCAUCGGCCGCGUCAGCAACUGCCAUUUCGUCCCGUACCCGCACUGUCGCUGCCCCUCCCCGUCCAUCCCUCGUCGCGCCUUCCCCCUCUACCGCGCCUGCCUAUGCCGUGUUUGGCGGUGGUGGGUGUGGAGGACAGUGGGGGCGGUGGCGGCGGGAAUGGCGGGAGUGGCGGGAGUGGCAGGGUUGGCGGCUCAUCUGCAGCAACCACCACCAUUCAAGCUCUUAUCAUCCCUCCGCCCCGUGUCUCCCGUGCUGCUACCCCGUCGUUCCCGUUCUCCCGUGCUCCCGUGCGUCCCGUGCUGCCCCGUGCCAGUCCGUUCCAGUCUGUGCCCCACCCGUGCUGUCCGUACCUGGUUGUGCCCCACCCGUUUCACCCGUGCUGUCCAUACCUGAUUAUGCCCCACCCGUUACACCCGUGCUGUCCGUACCCAGUCGUGCCCCACCCAUUUCACCCGUUCUGCCCGUGGUGCCCCAUUCAGCCCGUGUCCUGCCCCGUUCUGCCCGUGCUGCCUGUUCUGCCCGUGCUGCCCCGCUGUGCCCGUGUUGCCCCGUUCUGCCUGUGUCCUGCCCGUGUUCUGCCCGUGACUCUGCCCAUGAUUCUGCAUGUACUGCUGCCCAUGAUUGUGCCCGUGAUUAUACCCGUGUCCUGCCCCAUUCUGCCCGUGCUGCCUGUUCUGCCCGUGCUGCCCCAUUGUGCCCGUGUUGCCCUGUUCUGCCUGUGUCCUGCCCUUGUUCUGCCCGUGAUCCUGCCCAUGACUCUGCCCAUGAUUCUGCCCGUACUGCUGCCCGUGAUUGUGCCCGUGACUAUACCCGUGUGCUGCCCGUAUUUUGCCCGCGUUCUGCCCGUGAUCCUGACCGAGAUUCUGCCCGUGAUUCUGCCCGUGUUGUCGCCCGUGAUUUUGCCCGUGAUUCUGCCUGUGAUCCGUGCCCCGUGUGUCGUGCCCCCUGUGUCCUGCCCCGUUCAGCCCGUGUCCUGCCCCGUUCUGCCCGUGUUGCCCCGUUCUGCCCGUGCUGCCCCAUUCUGCCCGUUUGUGCCCUACCCGUGCUGUCCAUACCCGUUGGUGCCCCACCCGUGCUGUCAGUUAUCGCUCGUGCCCCACCCGGUCUGUGCUGCUCGGUCCCGUGCUGCCCGUCACCCCCGUGUGGCCCGUCCCGUACAGCACCUAGUUGCUACCCGAACCCGCUACCCGUACCCGUGCUCCUCGCACACCGUGCACCUGCUGCGGGGCGUUCAACCGCAGCCGGGCACCUAUUCCACCGCGGUGGUUCAGAUGCUGCUUGGUGGUUGCUGCUUGUCAGCUUCAGAGGGGGCCCCUUGCUGGUGUUCCCACGCCCUGUAA